Messenger RNA from Momordica charantia (bitter melon), 1258 nucleotides. RefSeq names its product Chaperone DnaJ-domain superfamily protein (gene EIP9). The record is from RefSeq and is a predicted model, not a curated record. Lineage: Eukaryota; Viridiplantae; Streptophyta; Magnoliopsida; Cucurbitales; Cucurbitaceae.
AGUGAUGUGCCCGAGUCAACUCAGGAAACUACUCAGCAGCACAUUGAUUCCAAUCGUCCCGCACGGGAGGCUGAGCCUACUCUGCCGACUGAGUCGAGCAUUCCGAGUUUCUGGACGGCUUGCCCUUACUGUUACAAUCUCUACGAGUACCCUAAGGGUUACGAGGAUUGUGUACUUAGGUGCCAGAAUUGUGCAAAGGCAUUUCAAGCCUUGGUCAUUCCGUCGCCACCGGUGGCUGAUAAUGCUUCUACCUUUUGUUGCUGGGGAUUUUUCCCACUAGGGGUUUCUAUGAAGGCCAAAGGAACAAUGGGGUCUGCCGCCUGGUCGCCUUUUUCGGCCAUGUUUGCCUGUCCUUUGCCUGCUCAAGGGGCAACAAAAUUGGGGAAAACUAGAAAUGUUAAACCCGUCAAGAAAUCUGCACCAAAAUUCUUCUGUGAAGAGGAUGACAUAUAUGUGGAGAUUUCGGAAACAAGUGACAGUUCUGAUGAAGAAUGGGGGAGAGUGAGUAAGAAGAGGAAGCCUAAGAGGGGUUUGGCCAGUAGAAGUGACAAGAGACAACCUUCUGAGAGCUUAACGAAAGGGAGCCAAGGAAAUGUGGGGAAUGGAAAUACAGAUGAAGUUGAGAAUAUGAAUGGGCAGUUCGAAGAACAGAAUGGUUCGGGGCGGUUUGGUUUGUCAAACUCCACAAAGGGCGAGUCCAGCAAGAAGGCUGUGGCAGCGAUGGGGGGUACUGGGAAGAAGCAUAGAGGGAAAGGGGCAAAGGAGCUAGGAAAGUUGGAUUUGAAUGUGGAGUUCAGCAAUGAGGUGGAAGAGCCUGCCACAGGCGUAAGUGAAGGGCAUGGGGAGGAUAACAUUGGAAUUGGGUUCUUUGAGGGCCUUGAUGAAUUUUUGAGUAGUCUGCCGAUACUUAAUGCCGUGGCUGAUGAUAAGGUCAAAGCUAGUUAGUAAGGCUCUUGGAUGUUAUUCUUAAAGUAAGACUCUUCCUUUUGUUGUGGAUGUUGUAUUUUGUUAUUGUAGUAUAAAAAUAAUUUGAAGCUGCAAUGCAUUUUGCCCAGUGGUUCCUGUUCUUACACUGCCAUUCACAUAACUCUGAAAUAUGCGUUGCCUGAACUAUUCUUAUGGGUUUUCUUUCUCGGUCAAGAUCUUACACUAACUUGCGAGAACUGAAACUUAGCAAAUUUAAAUACUGUGAAAUUGUGCACUGUGCAGACACAAUUAUGUCUGUUGGCAAUCGAGUUUUCAUAUUUUUUUGUAUUUA